AUGUCUUCAUCCAAGAGCAACAAAAAAUCGCUCUCUGAAUAUAAUACAGAGCUAGAUAAGGGAAACGAAUAUGGAAAUGGAAUUUCAUACCGCCCAGGAAAACCUAUUCAAUUAUUAGAAUAUAAGAGUUCUAGAAAUGAUAGUUUUGGAAAAAUUAUAAUUAAUGACGCCGCUCUUAAGAUAAUUAAUGAUAUUAAUGAACCGGUAGCGAUUAUAGCAGUCGUGGGAUCCUAUCGACGCGGUAAAUCAUGGUUUGCCAAUGUCCUUCACGGACGUCAUGAUGGGUUUGAACUCGGCUCUAAGGUCGAAGGUUGUACGCGCGGAAUAUACAUGUGGGAUACUCCUUUUAUUCACGAAGGAAAGCGUGUAAUAGUACUUGAUUGUGAAGGAAUAGACGAUCCUAAGCAAGAUCAAGCCUGGGCUGUUAAACUUUUUAUUAUCUGUUUAAUUGUAUCCUCAACUUUUAUUUACAACAUAAAUGGAAUUGUUGGAAGAGAUGAUAUUGGGAAACUUUAUCUGAUGACAGACUUGAGUAAAUUUAUCCAACCACUAACAGAUUGCGAUUUCUUGCCUAGACUAGUAGUCGUAUUAAGAGAUUUUCAUCUGGAUGAACCUGAGGACUUCAAGGCAUAUUUUUUUGAAAAAUUAAACAAUGUUGAUGAAGAAAUCGCUAAAGCAAUAAAUGGAUAUUUUGAGGAUUUUGAUGUAUUCGGUCGCUCUCAAUUAAAGAACCUCGAUAAGGUUGCAACAGAAAAUUUAGACGAGGAAUUUGUCGAGGAGGUAACAAAAGUAGUACAAUCUAUCUAUUCUAAUAUUAAUCCUAAAUACAUUGGUUCAUCUACCAUGACCGGAAUGUCACUUGGAAAAUUUCUUGUGGAUUGUAUCGAAAAAAUGAACGAUCCCCAAAAUUCUCAACAACUAUCGAUCCCAUCCGAAUAUGAGACUGUCAUUCAAUAUAUGUCAGUCCAAGCCACUGAGAAAAGUAUUAAAAUUUAUGAAGCAGGGAUGAAUGGUUAUAUAACGGAAGAAAAUAUACCAAAAUUGUGGGAUGAAUUUAAUAAAAUUCAUAAUAAUUACUUGGACCAAGCUCAAGAAGAAUUCUUUAGUAAGGUCAUCGGUUCAUCAAAGCAGAUUAUUGAAUUUACCGAAAAUUUGAAUGUUAAAAUCGGAAAAGUUCGAGAAAUAUAUGUCAAGAAAAAUUCCGAAGCACUUUAUGCUCAUAACCUAGAGUUGGCGACUCGUCUUUGGAAAACCCAUAUCAAGAGUAGGCUAAAUAGAGAAAAUUUAUUCAAGGACAAGAAUGAAUUUGAUGCGGCGGAAGAAGCGUUUAAGAGGGAAUAUAAAAACCAGAUGAAAGUUUCACCGGAAGCCAGAGCCGCAUUUACCGACUUUCUAGAUAAAAAUUAUGACCAAACACUAGAAACGCUUACUCAACUUGGGACAUUGAAGGAAGAGCAAGCCAAAGCACUCCGUGAAUUAGAAGAAAUCCAAAAGGAAAAUAUUAAAGCUCAAGAGAGAGUUGCAUCGUUGAAAAACGAGAUCGAACAGAGCGCGUUAGAAAGAAAACAACAAAAUGAAAGAUUAGAGCAUAAAAUGAAUGAUAUGAUCGAAAAUGUAGAAAAACAAAGAGUCCAAAAUGAAGAAUUGAAAAAACAAAUAAUGGAGCAACAACAAAAAAUGUAUGAACAACAAAUGCAAAUGGCGGCCGAAAGAGACGAGCGCGUGCAGAAUGUGAUGCGAAAAGAACAAGAAGCUGCGGAAGAACGACAACAAAGAAUAAUAGAACACCAAAUGGAAAUUGCGGCCGAAAGGGAGCGCCUGCAGAUCAUGGUGCAAGAAGAACGAAGAACAGCGGAAGAUCGACAACAAAAAUUGUUAGAACAACAAAUGCGAAUUGCGGCAGACAGAGAAAUGCAAUUACAGAAAAUGAUGCAAGAAGAAAGAAGAGCUGCAGAAGAACGUGAGAAAAUUUUGUUGGGAAAGAUAGGCAAAAGUCAUGACGUUGGUUUGCUUGAUAUUGUGAGUGCUGCUGCUAAAUUUCUGUUUAAGUCUUAA
This is a messenger RNA of Acaulospora colombiana, 2055 nucleotides long. The record is from the annotation of a GenBank genome assembly. NCBI's taxonomy places the organism in Eukaryota, Fungi, Glomeromycota, Glomeromycetes, Diversisporales, Acaulosporaceae.